This is a messenger RNA of Tigriopus californicus, 1922 nucleotides long. Its product is annotated as putative phospholipase B-like 2. NCBI's taxonomy places the organism in Eukaryota, Metazoa, Arthropoda, Copepoda, Harpacticoida, Harpacticidae. Gene Ontology annotation, biological process: phospholipid catabolic process. Bases 149 to 1846 code for a protein of 565 amino acids. The record is from RefSeq and is a predicted model, not a curated record. The transcript has a single exon. Gene Ontology annotation, cellular component: extracellular region. Gene Ontology annotation, molecular function: glycerophospholipase activity.
GUCAUGCCACUUUAUAAGAAUCCAUUCCUUGUUCAGCUGAUGAGAAAAUGCUGAUUGAGCGAGAGGAUUGGAAGAAGUGCAAAACUGGUGAUUCUGGAACAUGUUUUAAAAAACCUUGAUUAAGUGUGUUUAAGAGUCAAAAGUGACAAUGAUGGGGAGAUAUUUGUUAGUAGCUCAUAUCGUGCCGUUCAUCUUGGCUAAAAGUGAGGUCCCCGAGAUCCCCGAGACCCCAUUGUUAGCCACAGUUGAAUGGUCCCCGAGUACCGGGUUCAGCAUGAGCAAGGGAUCCCUCACCAAAAAGGCAACCACAGUGGCUUGGGGCAAUUUUACCAAUGCCAUUAACCAAACCGGAUGGAGUUUCUUUGAAGUGGAGACGGAUGCCAGUUUCCCCGACGAGAUCCAGGCCCACGCAGCUGGAUAUCUUGAAGGCCAGUUGACCUCGAAACUUAUCUAUUGGCAUUGGAUCAAUAAUAUGCGAACCUAUUGCCAAGAUAAAGAGGAGCUCUGCCAGAGAAUCGUGAAACAUGUUCACGCCAACACCUUGUGGAUUCAGUCGAUGGUGGAGAAAAAACGGAAGGCGAGAGCCUAUUGGCACCAAGUUGGGUUGUCUUAUGAUCAAUACAACGGCCUUGUGGCUGGUUACAAUAGUUCCACCGACACCGAUAUCAUUCCUCAUGGCCAUCUGUUUUGGUUGAAUCUUUUUGGAGAUAUCAUCGACCUAGAGCAGGCAUAUACCUAUAAAUAUAACCUAACAAAUGACCACCAAAAGGGUGAUGGGCAUUGUUCAGUGUUGAUAAAGGUUUUGCCAAAUGCUAAUGAUCUGUUGCUUGCUCAUGAUACAUGGUUGAAAUACUCAGCUAUGCUCCGUGUAUUGAAAAAGUACACUCUCGGCUAUAAAAUGAGCGGGAGACCUGGCUCCAAAGCAAUUCCUGGCCGCAGUAUGACCUUCAGCUCGUAUCCAGCAACGUUAUUUUCUGCCGACGAUUUCUUCACCAUUUCCAGCGGUUUAGCCGUGACUGAGACUACGAACGAAAACUUCAAUCCCAAGUUGUGGCAAUACGUUAGACCGAAAGGUCAGAUAUUGAAUUUUGCAAGGGUGAUGGUGGCCAAUCGGUUGGCCACAAAUGGGAAACAUUGGACCAAGAUUUACGCCAAGCACAAUAGCGGCACUUACAAUAACCAAUGGAUGGUGGUAGACUAUAAGCGGUUCAAGCCGGGUCGAAAACUGAGAAGCGGCCUAUUGUGGAUUCUGGAGCAAUUUCCUGGUCAUAUACAUGCCGAAGACAUGACGAAAGUGUUGGAGAAGCAAUCGUACUGGUCGAGUUACAACGUCCCAUUCUUCUCCAACAUGUAUAAUUUGAGUCAUUUUGAAGAGCAAAGGAGGAAAUACGGCAACUUCUUUUCGCACGACCAAACUCCUCGAGCCUUGAUUUUCAAGCGCGAUCAGCCGCAGGUGGUGGACCUUAAAUCUGCUAUUAGAUUAAUGCGAUCAAACAACUACAAGACCGACCCUCUCUCCAUUUGUGCAGAAUGUGAUCCCCCUUACAAUGCAGAGUAUGCCAUUUCCGCCCGUAACGAUCUCAAUGAGCGGAAUGGAACGUAUCCAUUAAGUAUUUUCGGGGAAGGUUGCGCUGGCGGAUAUGACAUGAAGAUCACAAACAAGGAUAUGUUUGAAAAAUUAGAGUUCAUUGCCCAAAGUGGACCCACUUUUGAUUCGUUACCCCCGUUCCAAUGGAGCAAAUCGGAUUUCGAUUUUUUGGUCUCACAUGUUGGUCAACCAGACCUUUGGAAUUUUGCACCCAUUCAUCACAUUUGGAAGUUGCCUACUCUUGCGCGUUCUCCUUAAAUAGGCCAAUUCACUGACUGCAUAAUUUGUGGUCUGAGUUAAAACAAUAAACCGUACAUUACCUUGCCUCUAAACA